AUGAAAAGUCGCGGCUUCGGUUCCGGGGUUGACGGCUUCUCCCAAACAUCCGUGACCAUCAUCAUCGUCUUUCUUGCUAUCUCCCUCCACAAUUUCAUCGAGCUCAACUGCAUUAUCUGGUGGACGUUCAAACGUCAUGCUGGCCUGUACUUCUGGUCCUUCGUCGUCGCUACCUGGGGCAUUCCACUAUACUGCGCGGGCUUCCUCACCAAAUACUUGGGGUCCCCGUCGCUGGGUUACUUUUCUUGCACAUUGAUCGUGAUAGGCUGGAUAUGCUUGGUCACCGGUCAGUCAAUGGUGCUUUGGUCCCGGGUCCACUUGGUGCUGCGGGAUCGAAAGCUUCUCAAGAUGAUCUUGUGGAUGAUCAUCACCAACGCCAUCGUCUGCCAUGGAGCCAUUAUCCCAAUGGUCUAUGGUUCCUUCUCCAGCAGCCCUGAGAUGUGGCAGAAACCCUAUACCAUCAUAGAAAAGAUCGAAGUCACCGCCUUCUUUCUCCAAGAAGUCAUCCUAUCCGGUUUCUACAUUGUCGAAACAGUCAAGCUCAUGAGGCUCGAACGGGCCAUGGGGAACACCGAGUCGAGCCGCCGUUUGAUGAAGCACCUUAUCCUUGUCAACGUCCUCAUCAUCCUCCUCGAUAUCACCAUCCUCGGUCUUGAGUAUGCGAACCAAUAUGAGUACCAGACAGCAUAUAAGUGCUUCGUCUAUAGCACUAAGCUGAAACUGGAGUUUACCAUCCUAAAUCGCCUUGUCGAAAUGACGACCGGAAACAAGGACAUUAGCUCCGGCUCACGGAGUCGAAACAAUAUCACACUUAAUAAGACCAGUGUCGCCCUGAAAACGUUGGUCGGCGACGCAGGCGGCAAGCCUACUGGUGGUGUCUCAUACCCGGCAUAUGCCAGGGAAGGCGGCGAAGGCUCCAAUGACAGUGUACAGAUGUCGCCGACUCGGGAUGACAAUAGAGUCAUGAUGACAACGGAGAUUGUCGUCCACCGCGUGGAAAGGCGGGAUGAUGAGACGGGGAGCAACUGCAGAAAGUUAUCGGUCGACUCAACCAUUGGAGUGACGAAGGCAUUUGACGGGGAGGCCGUGUCGAAGUCAUCAUCCGAGGUCGAUUUUGCAACUCACGGUUUCUGA
Messenger RNA from Fusarium vanettenii 77-13-4, 1134 nucleotides. RefSeq lists its product as uncharacterized. The record is from RefSeq and is a predicted model, not a curated record. Bases 1 to 1134 code for a protein of 377 amino acids. The transcript has a single exon. Lineage: Eukaryota; Fungi; Ascomycota; Sordariomycetes; Hypocreales; Nectriaceae.